Symbiodinium pilosum is the source of this 1527-nucleotide messenger RNA. The record is from the annotation of a GenBank genome assembly. Lineage: Eukaryota; Dinophyceae; Suessiales; Symbiodiniaceae.
AUGUCAGAAGAGAAGGGCUACGGCUUCAUCGAGUGCCAGGAGACCUUUGAACUGUUCAGCAGCGACGUGCAUGCGGACCUCCCGCUUCUGCAUGAAUGCUCCCUGGGCCAGCCGGUGAAGUUUCGCAUCAGGCUGGGGCAAAUUGGUGGACGCCCACAAGUGCGCAAGCUCUCCGUGGCUGGUCCGCCGCCAGACCACCUACCAGCCACGUGCCCCUCACUGGGUAAGCAUGUGCUUUCCUGGGCAUGGCGGGCAAAGGCGCUGCUGCUAGGCGAAGGUGAUUUCACUUUUGCAGCUGCCGCAGCCACCAUUCACACGGAGUCCAAGUUGGACGCGACAGUUGUGCUUCAGGAAGAUCAGUGGAAGGAGCGCUUCCCAAACCACCACGAGGUUUUGGAAUUGCUUGGAGAGCUGGGACACACUGUUCGAUUCGGGGUGGAUGCGAAGCAGGCGGAUUGUGCAAACUACUCCAUGGUCAUCUUCAACUUCCCAGCUAUAUCCGCGCAAGAGGAACCAUCACCUGAUGAACCAAGUGACGGCCGUAGAAAGCUAUCUGCCAGCGGAGAGCUGGCAUUUCGAUUUCUGAUGAAUGCCAAGGCUUCAGCAGACGUUGGGACGCUCUUGGUGCUUGGUUUAUGGGGGCGUUGUGAUGGCGGUGCAGACACCAGACUUUAUGGCCAGGACUGCCAUGAGCUGGUGGCAUCGGCUCUAGCCCAAGAUGGUGCAAGGUCCCUGGAGGAUGCGUUGCCAGAUGGGUACUCGCGAUUUGGUGUGCACGCGGAUUACGGCUUCUACAGCGACUUUGAGAAGGCGGGAUAUUCUUUCCGCACAAACUGCCUUGCUUCUUUCGAAAGCUCGCACAAAGAGUGGCAUUCACAGGACAAGCUAGUCGAAGAGUCACGGCCUAUUCGUCGAGGUGUCUCUGAAAGUGAGCUCAAGCAGCUGCGGAGACAAGGCCUUGAUGGCCCCAAAGACCGGGCCAAGGAUUUCGCCAAUGUUGGAGAAGACGAGGAGGUAGGCGACCUCAGCCAGAUCGCCAGUUCUGAGCCCGUGCAGUUGCGAACCGUUGCAACCAAAGAAGUUGCUGAUGUAACGCCGGAUCAAACAAGGACGCCUUCUCGGAAUGUAUCUCCAUCACGUUCUUCGAGGCACGCAGUGCACGGAAUAUGGUUCGUGGUGCUUUGCUUCAUCAUUCUGGACGCCCUCAAACCGAUACUUGUGACUUGGGCUCACCAGUCGCAUGCUGAAGGAAAGCCUGGCUUCAUCCAGGGAACUUUUGUCCUGGUUCAGACAGCACUAUCCCUACUGGUGGGCCUGUGCAUCGCGCUAAGACCUUCGAUCUACUGCCGCCGGCCACACUUCAGGCUUCAUCCUUUCUGGAGGGCCAGAGUUCGCAGAUGCCUCGACAUGAAGGUGGUGGUGUGGCAGCUGCCCGUGUCCGCAUGCCUAUGCUUGAGCAAACUGCUUCUGGUCUACGCACUUAGUCGCCUGGAUGCAGGCCGGGGCAGACAUGUUCCUCACACUUAA